AUGUGCAACCAUGCACACACAGAGCCAAUUCGCUUUGCGGCCACCGUCUGCAGCUACUCCCGCAACGAAGCGUUCGUCUGGCGCGGCGGUGAGCUGCGCAAGCUCUACCAGCUCCACCUCAACAGCAGCGCGUUCAUCGUCAAGAUGUCGUUCCUGUCGGACUCGACGCUGCUGGGCGCGUUCGCCGACGACUCGGUGUACGUCUGGUGCCUGGAGAGCCUGCGGGUGGCGCACGAGGUGCUCCAGGACUGUGACUUGUUCUACGCGGCCGGCAAGACGAGCCAGGUGUUCGAGUUCAGCCUGGCCGAGUCGCGCGUCACGCGAAUCUUCUCGUUGCCGGAGGGCAGCGGCCACGUGGCCCAGCUGCUGGUGUUCCCCGGACCGUUCCUUGGACAGAUCCUGGGCGUGCUGCUGGAGAGUGGAGUGGUCAAGUUCAUCCACACGGAGACGGGCCGGGUCGUGCAGAGUCUGAACAACGCCCGGCAUAGCAUCGCGCACACCGUCGCCAGCCGGUCGGGCCUGUUCCUGGCCUGCCUGCUCGACUCGGGCCAGAUCUGCCUGCAUCAUAGCACCGGUGACGUGUUCCGCCGUAUCGUGCUGCCUGAGGUGUUCUACGACAACAAGCCGCGCGUCACGCUGGUCGACGACUCGGCCACGCGGCGCGGCAAGACGCCGCUGCUGAACACGGCGCGGCUGGCGCCGAUCGUGCGCGAGCAGGGCGAGUUCCCGGCCCAGUACCGGCAGCUGAUCUGGCGCCACGUGCUGGAGCUGCCCGGCGCGCACGCGCUGUACGUGACGCUGUCCGAGCGCGGCCAGCACCCGGCCUGGAGGCACGCGGCGCAGCGCUACCCGGUCAGGGAGGUGGCCGUCGCCAGAGUGCUGGCCAGCACACUCUCGGCGCUGGCCUGGUGGUGCCCCCUGUUCGCCGAGGUCGAGUUCCUCCCCUACUUCGUGUUCCCCUUCUGUAGCGUGUUCUCGGCCGACCCGCUGGCCGCCCUCGAGACGGUCAUCACGCUGCUCGUAAACUGGUGCCAGCGGUGGUUCGAGUUCUUCCCGUACCCGCCCAUCUCGGUGCUGGGCAUGGUGGAGAACAUGCUGGCGCACCACUGCCCCGAGCUGCUGCGACACUACAUGGAGCUGGGCGUCACCGCGCACGUGUACGGCUGGCCCCUGCUCGAGACCGCCUUCUCCGAGGUGUUCACCCAGAACGACUGGCUGGUGGCCUGGGACCACAUCCUGACCAACGACCCGUCCUACAUGCUGGCCGUCGUCAUCUCCUACAACGCCGUCUCGCAAGCGGCUCUGCUGCGCUGCAAGACGGCCGACGACAUCAGCUACUACUUCCGAAACCAGAACGUGGUGAGCGUGCGGCACGUGGUACGGCGCGCCUACGUCAUCCACGAGUCGACGCCGGCUGACAUCCACCCGCGCGGCUUCAUGGAGAAAUUCGAGGCCAUCGGCGCCGAGGCCUACCCCGUCUUCAACAAGUACCCGACCUUCAUCGUCAACCACCAGCUGGAGGAGCGGGAGCGGAUCGGGCGCGAGCACCAGGCCUUCCUGGAGGAGCGGGGUGCCACCGCCAGGCUAGCGCAGGAGAUGGCUGACAACCGCUCCCGGCACAAACAGUGGGCCGACAAACUGGCCUACCUCAAAGCGCGGCCGGGCCGAGCGUGA
Molecule: messenger RNA, 1674 nt
Organism: Pollicipes pollicipes
Lineage: Eukaryota; Metazoa; Arthropoda; Thecostraca; Pollicipedomorpha; Pollicipedidae
Product: TBC1 domain family member 31
Exons: 13
Coding region: 1-1674 (557 amino acids)
Biological process (GO): cilium assembly
Cellular component (GO): ciliary basal body
Molecular function (GO): protein binding
Source: RefSeq, a predicted model, not a curated record